Molecule: messenger RNA, 2097 nt
Organism: Melitaea cinxia (Glanville fritillary)
Lineage: Eukaryota; Metazoa; Arthropoda; Insecta; Lepidoptera; Nymphalidae
Product: terminal nucleotidyltransferase 5C
Exons: 3
Coding region: 1-1281 (426 amino acids)
Biological process (GO): mRNA stabilization
Molecular function (GO): poly(A) RNA polymerase activity; RNA binding
Source: RefSeq, a predicted model, not a curated record
AUGAGCUUUAUAGAAAACCAGUACAUUCAAGUUGAUGCUUUUAGAAUGAGCGAGUCGAGCUACACCUCUUCAGAAGAAGGCUGCGGCGGUGGUGAGCGCCACGCUGUACUGAGUUACGAACAAGUACGAAGACUUAACGACGUUAUGGACGAAGUGGUCGCGAUACACGGUCGGGGCAACUUCCCGACUCUUCACGUUCGGCUGCGAGAGCUAGUGGCGGGCGUGAGGGCUCGCCUCGAAGCCGCUCAGACUGAGGGCGGUGCGGGUGUCGCAGUGCGAGACGUACGCCUUAAUGGCGGGGCUGCCAGCUAUGUGCUCGCCGAUCGCCCCCAACCUUACUCCGAUAUAGACCUUAUUUUCACCGCAGAGCUGCCCACUGCUCGUCACUGCGAUCGCGUUAAAGCGGCAGUGCUCGGACAUCUUUCCACUUUACUCCCGGCUGCGACCCCUCGCCGGCGCGUUACCCCGGCUGGGUUGAAGGAAGCGUAUGUUUCCAAAAUGGUCCGAGUAAACUCAGACGGUGACCGCUGGUCGCUAAUAUCACUCGGCAACUCACGCGGUCACAAGUCGGUUGAAUUAAAGUUCGUUGACACGAUGCGUCGACAGUUCGAAUUCUCCGUGGAUUCAUUCCAAAUUGCCUUGGACUCGCUACUCGCGUUUCACGAGUGCGCCCAGCUGCCCAUCGGAGAAAACUUCUACCCGACUGUCGUCGGUGAAUCCGUGUACGGAGACUUCAGCGAGGCGCUCCUGCAUUUAUCGGAGAAACUUAUUGCCACGCGGCAACCUGAAGAAAUACGCGGUGGCGGUCUUCUUAAGUACUGCUCCCUGCUGGCCAAAGGGUACAGGCCAGCCCGACCGGAUAAGAUCAAAAUCCUCGAACGCUACAUGUGCUCAAGAUUCUUCAUAGAUUUCCCGGAGCUCGGGCAACAGCGUGCCAAGCUCGAGGCUUACUUACGAAACCACUUUGUCGGCCGAGAGGAGGAGACGCUAAAGCACAGGUACUUGACGCUGCUGCACGGCGUGGUGCGCGAGUCGACGGUUUGCCUGAUGGGCCACGAGCGACGGCAAACGCUGGCGCUCAUCGAGGGGCUGGCGUGCCGCGAGCUGUGCGCGCGCACACCGCUGCUGCUGCCGGUGCAGCACGGGCUGCCGCAACUGCAGCCCGUGCUGCACGUGCAGCAGCACGGCUACUACGUGUGCGUGUGCGCCUGCGCGGCGUGCGCGGCGUGCGCGGCGUGCGCGUGCUGCGACUGCUGCCGGCCGGCGCUGUGCCCGGCGUGACCGCAGCGGCCGCUCCGAUAUGAAUUUAGUGCCAAAUGUAUAUAGAGGUUUGUUUAUGUUCGAUUGUAUAUAAUGUGAAAGCGCUUCGUUAACUUUCGAUCCGUGCGACCGAGGCGCUCUGCGUCAAUUCGAUGUUGCUCACUCUACUUUGAUCAAUUUUCGUCAAUUCGCGAUUCGGUUAGCCCGCGGUCGAAAAUCGCAAGAUCCACUUCGGCUGGGGACUGACAGGGUGUAGGGUCGAGUCGUGAGGUAAUUUCUAGUCGUACUCCUUGCGUGUUGAUACGUUAAUAUGUUAGCAGUACGAAAAUUAUUUCCACGGGACAGUGUGCGACGUCAGAAUGUAGAGCCGAGUCGGUGGUCUGCCUUUAAAAAGACUAGUUAGUUAUUUUUAAGCUUCGUAUGUAAAAAUUGUUUCCAUAAUGUAGUGGCAUGUCUCUCUCGAACAGAACCGCGGCGAUAUAAAAGACACACGGAUCACGACAAAUGUGAGCGCAGACGUUAUCAGAUAUGUACAGAUUACAAAAGAUUUUGUCGAUAUAUUAAAAAAAAAUUUAAAAUCCAGUCCUAUAAAAUGGCCUUUAAAAAAAUAAAGUGUAUAAUAAUUAGAUGCGGAGCUACGAACGCGUGGACCGCUUCGAACAAUAUCGUUACAUAGGUCAGAAUGUUCCGUUGCUCGGUAUGAUAAAACUGAAAAUAUUAACUAUUUUACUAUCGUAUUUAUUAAUCUGAAAAUUGUAUGUAUACACUGUUUCGUGAUUGCUCUAGUAUUGUAUACGGCUUAGCGUAAGAGUAACAAACUAAGAUAAAUGUUAAUGA